UCUGCCGUCAUCUGAAAAAAAAAAAGCUGCGUGGGCUGGGCCGAAUAGACGGCCGAAGAAACCAAAAAUGGUGAAGCUGUGAAGCACCAGUGCCCCAACAAAUGGCGGCGCCGGUGAGGUCGGUGCUCCCCGUCGUGCUCCUCGGCUGCGGCGGCGUCGGCCGCCACCUCCUCCGCCACAUCCUCUCCUGCCGCCCUCUCCACGCCAACCAGGGCGUCGCCAUCCGGGUGCUCGGCGUCGCCGACAGCUCCUCUCUGCUCGUCGCCGACGACCUCCACUCCAACGGCUUCGACGACGCGCUCCUCGCUGAUCUCUGCGCCGCCAAGUCCGCCGGCUCGCCCUUAUCUUCUCUGCUCUCUCGAGGGCAAUGUCAGCUAUUCAACAACCCUGAGGCUAGGAGGAAAGUCAUUGACACUGCCAGCGUUCUUGGGAAAACAACUGGUCUUGUACUAGUUGAUUGUUCUGCAACUUAUGAUACUGUUGGCAUGCUAAAGGAUGCCGUGGAUCGUGGAUGUUGUGUUGUAUUGGCAAACAAGAAACCGCUUACUUGUGCUUAUGAGGAUUUCGAAAAGUUGGUUUCCAACUUCCGUCGCAUGAGAUUUGAAUCUACUGUUGGAGCCGGUUUGCCUGUAAUAGCUUCUGUGACCCGUAUUAUUGCCUCUGGAGAUCCAGUUUCUCGUAUUGUUGGCAGUCUGAGUGGUACACUUGGUUAUGUGAUGAGUGAGCUGGAGGAUGGAAAGAGAUUUAGUGAAGUUGUGAAAACUGCCAAGUCUCUUGGCUAUACAGAACCAGAUCCACGUGAUGAUCUCAGUGGGAUGGACGUAGCUAGAAAGGCAUUGAUCUUAGCUAGGCUUCUGGGGCAACGGAUCAGCAUGGAGAAUAUUAAUGUUGAGAGUUUAUACCCCAGUGAAUUUGGACCUGAUGCAAUGUCCACAAAGGACUUCCUUGAAAGUGGUUUAGUACAGCUUGAUAAAAGCAUUGAAGAAAGAGUAAAGGCAGCAUCUUUGAAAGGAAAUGUUCUUCGCUAUGUCUGUAAGAUUGAAAGCACAGGGUGCCAAGUGGGCCUUGAAGAACUCCCGAAAAACUCUGCACUGGGAAGGUUGAGAGGAAGUGACAAUGUGGUGAAAACAAAAGAGCCUACGAGUGUGAGCAGGGUGGAGAUAUACAGCAGAUGCUACGAGAGCGCCCCUCUGGUGAUUCAGGGCGCUGGAGCUGGCAAUGAUACCACUGCAGCUGGAGUUCUUGCUGACAUACUUGAUCUCCAGGAUCUCUUCCACAAAACGGCUUGAAACCUAUGUCUUCUAGGUCGAACCGCAGAGUUGAUUAUGAGUCUUGUGACUUGUGGGGUUGUUUUGGUCACAGUAUUACUUAAAUAAAUCUUGAGCAGAUAUCAAUUUUUGUACUGUACGCAGAAGGUUUUUGAACAAAUUUGGAAGUUGGAACCAAUGAGCAGUGUCAUCCUUUUGCUUA
Oryza sativa Japonica Group (Japanese rice) is the source of this 1470-nucleotide messenger RNA. RefSeq lists its product as uncharacterized. Gene Ontology annotation, biological process: aspartate family amino acid biosynthetic process. The record is from RefSeq and is a predicted model, not a curated record. Lineage: Eukaryota; Viridiplantae; Streptophyta; Magnoliopsida; Poales; Poaceae. Gene Ontology annotation, molecular function: homoserine dehydrogenase activity; aspartate kinase activity.